CCUUCAAAAGUUCGAUUUUCAAUCAAAAAAACUAACCCAGUGCUAUCACCUCUGCGAAAUCACCCAACGGACAAAAAUAAUUUCAUGACGAAAGACCAAAUCGUCACCAAGUGCUACAAUUAAAUUGACCUUGAGACUCCGCUGAUACGUCCCACGUUUCCACCGACUCAUAAAAUCCCAUUGAAAGGUGAUGACAACUCUCAUACUGGGCAUUGGCCUUGGAUUGUUUAUAAUCGUGACACUCUGGCUAUCGGCUGGACUGAUAUUCGCUGUUGCUCUGAGAACUGAGAAGAGAAUCGGGGGUUUCGCUGUUGCUGUUGCUGCAGUCAUAACCAUUAUUUUGGUCAGUGUACCGAAAAACUCGGAGUAUCCAAGGUCACAUCACGAAAAGUCUUACGAUCAUCUCUUCAUUUGGCGAGUGAUCCUUCUGACGCUCUUGGCAGGCUCCUCCCUGGUGGCCCUGAUCGCCUACAUCAAGUACGAACUGAUGGAAUCCAGAAGGCCCAGAAAAAUAACCACCUGGAUAUUCUAGUCGCCAUUGAAUCGCUCAGUAAC
Molecule: messenger RNA, 555 nt
Organism: Fopius arisanus
Lineage: Eukaryota; Metazoa; Arthropoda; Insecta; Hymenoptera; Braconidae
Exons: 3
Coding region: 191-532 (113 amino acids)
Source: RefSeq, a predicted model, not a curated record